Messenger RNA from Aureobasidium vineae, 1828 nucleotides. NCBI's taxonomy places the organism in Eukaryota, Fungi, Ascomycota, Dothideomycetes, Dothideales, Saccotheciaceae. The record is from the annotation of a GenBank genome assembly.
CUAUUCCACACGGCUCUUCAAUAUGGCCACCACAUCGUUACUUGAUCUGCCGGACGAACUCAUCCACAACAUCUUUGUCCACCUGAACGCAUCCUCAGCCACCCACUUUGGACAAAGCUCGAAACGCCUAUACAAGAUCUCGAACACUACCUCACUAUGGCGACACUGGUGCCGCGAAGGCUGGGCCUACUGGGAGGAGCAAGAUGGCAGACCUGUCCCGGAUUACAACCCUCAUUCGCAAACCGAGUGGAAGCGCGCAUACGCCGACAAGGUCACCCAAGACAAGGAGGUCCUCGCUAUCUUCAACGACCUUCUGAGCACUCAGCAGAAUCGUAUGGCGCGCAUGCACGAGAUUGUCGAACACUAUUCAUACAAUGCCAAAGACAUGCUGGUGAGGCAGCUUGGCACGCCUGACGACGCCGAAGAUGUCCUCGCCCGCAGAUACUGGAGUGGUGUUGUUCUUGAGCUGCUUCAUCGCUUCAAAGCCGUGCAGAUAUGGGACAAGAUGCAGUGGCAGGACUACCCACCACUUGAAGAAGCUUUGGGCGCGUUCGAUCUGUUCAUCCAAGGCAGCAGCAGCGACUUUGAGCUGUCCAUUUUGAAGAAAGAGUUGGAUGACAUUGCUCAUGCUAUUGAGUCCUCGGACCCAGAAUGGCGUGAUAAGAACUACACCGAGAAGGCAGUUGCCAUCUCCAAGUACCUGAGAGAGCAUAAUCUCGUGGGCUGCUCACCGGACACUUUCAGCCUGAUGCGGUAUCGUUUUCUCACCCACGUUUUGACACAUCCUACCGAUAAGUCUUCUAUUCCUAUGCAGUCUGUCGUAAUAUUCUGCUGCGUGGCUAUGCGACUUGGACUCAAAGCCUGGCCUUGCAAUUUUCCAGGAAAGAUCCAUGCCGUUAUUGAAUCGCCACACGGUCCAUCAAUCAAGGAUACACGUGCCUCACACAAUCUCCCCGAGGGUGUUGUCUGGAUGAAUCCAUCUGACCACGACGAGAUCAUCACAGAGCAAGCAAUGCGAGACAUGCUCGAUCAAAUGCCACACUACAACACACCGGAGAGCCAAUAUUCAUGCUUGACACGAGCUCACACUCGAGCUUUGGUGCUCAGAACUGGUGUUAACAUUAUCGGAUCCAUGCAAUUCCACAGACCAUCACCAGGUUGGGAGACUCCCAAUAUCGCGUUCUGCGCGCUGUGGAGUCUUAUCUCCAUGAGCCAGGUCGACGCUACAAAGAGUGCAGAGCUGUUCGUACGCCACCAACAUUGGCUCAAGCAGAUAGUAAAUUGGUUUGAGGGCUAUGUUCAGGAUGGACUCUGGCUCGACGAUGCUGUACUCUUCGAGCGUUAUGUUCUGCCUCUAAUAGAUGGAGAGGAAGCAAAGGCCAGACUGUCACAAAUCUUGCAACAGAUUCGGAUUGCAGACUCCAACGCGAAUCCCAUCACUCCUCGUGACGAGCGUACACAUUUGGUCAAGUACAAGGUUGGGCAAAUCUUCAGACACGUCCGUUACGGCUACGUGGGUGCGAUUAUUGGAUGGGAUCCUAGCUGCCAGGCUGGUGAAUUCUGGAUUCAGAGCAUGCGAGUGGAAGAUCUUCCUCGAGGUCGCGAACAAAGCUUCUACCACAUAAUCCAAACCACUAAGACAAAUGCUGAUAUACAAUCACAGNNAUGCGAGGAUGAAUCUCUACGCUACGUCGCCGAGGAGAAUAUCAUGGUACUCGCAGAAGAGCCGUCUGCCAACUUACUAAAACUCGCUGGUCGCUACUUCAAACGCUGGGACCAAGAAAACAAGGUUUUCAUCAGCAACAUCAAGGACGAGUAUCCUGAUGAU